CUACCGCCAACUCCCCCAAUUCUCCUCCACAAAUGUGACAAGAGCCUGUAUUGUAAAAAGCCCAAAUCGAAAACCUCCAAACGAUUCCAACCUCGACAAUCACGUUAGAAUGUGAUUCCAUCCCCAUUGGAUUGCGGAUAAUCGUCAUGACGUAACAAUGGUCGUCAUCAUGAAUCCGCCUGUAUGAAAGCGAGACUAGAAAGAGGUUUUCCACUCGUCCAUCACUACUACAAGUCAAAACCGAUUCGGAAGAAAUCCAUCUUUUCUUGAAAACAAAUACUGAAUAUCUCUCAUGUCGUCCAACCAAAACGUCGCAGAACCCUCUCUUACUCAUGGACAUCUUCAGUACGCAAAGGGUGUCGUAGAGGAAACUAUCGGUAAUGUUACCGGAAGCGAAAGCUGGAAAACCUCUGGGCAUACCGAUAAAGCACAAGCACAAGCUGAGCUGCAAGCGGCUGAUAAACUCAGCGAGGAGAGUCGACAAGCCAACAACGCAAAUCGGGAUAGGAAGUGGUUGGAGAGGGAAGGGAAAGCUGAGGAAGUUGUUGGGAAGAUUGGGGGAUGUGGGGGGUUGCAGCAUCAUGGGCAGGAGAAGCAGGAAGCUAGUCAUCGGUAGAUUUGGUGUUUCUUUUUCUUUGUUUUUUUUUGCGUCAGUCAGCAAUGCACUUUGGACAAUGUAGUAUUGAAUCAAAGAGUUUGAACUGGUAGGAAAACUGUCUCUGGUGAUUAUAUGAAAGAUCCUUUUGAGCGCCUGUUGGGUCCGUUUGCAAGGUUCUGAUAGAUGUGAAGCAACCCCAUAAUCCUUUUG
This is a messenger RNA of Spizellomyces punctatus DAOM BR117, 808 nucleotides long. RefSeq lists its product as uncharacterized. Bases 293 to 616 code for a protein of 107 amino acids. The transcript has 2 exons. The record is from RefSeq and is a predicted model, not a curated record. Lineage: Eukaryota; Fungi; Chytridiomycota; Chytridiomycetes; Spizellomycetales; Spizellomycetaceae.